CACAGAUUUAACAGAACAGAGAGAAUAAAAGAUGUUUUGGUCCAUUAGAGCUAGCUUUUUCCAGUUUGCUUCUCAUGCAGAGCCGCCCAGCAGCAGCAGCAGCAGGCUUGUGUAACUGUGCUGAUCACCUCCCCAUAUUCCUGCUGUUGCCACAACUCAGUGGAGGGAGUUGAAACAUGGAAACAAUUCAAGAGGCCCAGAGUGUAUGAGCGGACCGUACAGUCCAGUGAAUCCCCCACAGAGCAAUCCAUCACCAGAGCCCUGAGAAAUACCUCACUUUUUUCUUUCUUGGAAAUGAAGAGGAGUGCUUCUACAUAUGACAUCACAAGAAACUUGAAACCAACAGUUUCAGCAGCCCUCCCUGCUCACUGCAUGCUCACACAUUUGCUCCCCUCUCCCUGAGGCGUUUUGUGCUUCUCUGCGGGGUUCUAAAACACUCUAGUCCUGCUCAAACUACACCUCUGAACGCAGGAUUUCACAGAUACUGCGUCCGCUACAGAGACUGAGCCGGGCCUGCUUCUGGAGGAGUGAUUUCCCCUUUCAAUACCUCUUUGCCUAAAAAGAAUCAUCUAUAUGACAGAAUAGGUCAGCCCGCGUCCCUGUCAAAGUAUGGAGCUGCAGAAUCUGUCCAAUGGGAACUACCACCAUGAUGCUGCAGGGCCUUUGGAGGGGGGAAUCCCACCAGAGGAGGAAAGGUUCCUGCCUCACAAGAGUGAUGGACCCUCCCCUCAGUUCACCGACUUUGAGGGUAAAACCUCCUUUGGGAUGUCUGUCUUCAACCUGAGCAACGCCAUCAUGGGCAGCGGCGUUCUGGGUCUCUCGUACGCCAUGUCCAACACCGGCAUCGUGCUUUUCCUGAUCCUGCUCACAUGCAUCGCCUGCCUGUCCUGUUACUCUGUUCAUCUGCUGCUGCGCAGUGCAGGAGUAGUGGGUAUUCGUGCCUAUGAGCAGCUGGGCCUGAGAGCGUUUGGUCAUCCAGGGAAGAUUGCAGCAGCUAUCAUCAUCACGCUCCACAACAUUGGAGCCAUGUCGAGCUACCUGUUCAUUGUCAAAUCUGAGUUACCACUGGUCAUCCAGGCCUUCCUCGGCCAGACCUCCAGCUCAGGGGAAUGGUACAUGAAUGGAAACUACCUCAUCGUGAUCGUCAGCAUCUGCAUCAUCCUCCCUCUGGCCCUGAUGAAACACCUGGGGUAUCUGGGUUACACAAGCGGCUUCUCUAUCUCCUGCAUGGUCUUCUUCCUGUCUGCGGUCAUCUAUAAGAAGUUCAACAUUGCCUGCCCUCUGGAAGUGUUUGGCAACCACUCAGUGAGCGCAGUCUUGCUGGACGACACAUGCAAUGCAAAAUACUUCACCAUGAAUCAAGAGACGGCGUAUACCAUCCCCAUCCUGGCAUUUGCUUUUGUUUGUCACCCUGAAGUGCUGCCCAUCUACACCGAACUGAGCAACCCAACCAAGAGAAGAAUGCAGAAUAUUGGCAAUGUCUCCAUCCUGGGCAUGUUCACCAUGUACUUCUUCACGGCCAUAUUUGGAUACCUGACAUUCUUUGGGAACACUGAAGCAGAGCUACUCCAUACCUACAGUAAGGUGGACCCCCUGGACACUCUGAUCCUGUGUGUUCGACUGGCUGUCCUGGUAGCUGUCACUCUGACGGUCCCUGUGGUCUUGUUUCCUAUCCGCCGGGCCCUCCUGCAGCUGCUGUUCCCAGGCCGGCCCUUCCACUGGGUUCGCCACAUCGCCAUCGCCUUCUGUCUACUGUGUAUCGUCAACCUGCUGGUCAUCCUCGUUCCCAACAUUCGAGACAUCUUUGGCAUUACUGGGGCAACCACUGCCCCUAGUCUAAUCUUCAUCCUACCGGGACUGUUUUACAUUCGGAUCAUCCCCACUGACCAUGAGCCCAUGAACUCCAGACCCAAGAUCCAGGCUGCGUGUUUCACAGCGCUGGGGUUCAUAUUCAUGACCAUGAGCCUGACAUUCAUCUCGAUUGACUGGACAAGUGGAGAGCAGCGAAAUCACGGCGGCCAUUAAAGUGCACCCCAAGCUUUAAAGCCCCCCCCCUAGUCCUGUUGAUGGGAAGCAAGAUAAACCUGCUGGAAGGCGCGGGUCUUUGGUGGGACUGUCUUCAUUCAUCAUAAGGACAAUCCAUUCCUCCACAGUGAUGAGGAACUCUGUUUUGUUAUCUAAAUCACCACGUUUCAAAUCCACGCCACCCCCAGGAUCCUCACAGGUGGUGCUCCUCUGUACAGCUGAACAACAUGUUGAUCAUGGAAACCCCUAAACCCUUAAAAACCUCAACUGAGGAUAAAUGUGGUGUAAAGCAGCAGUCAAACAUCUGUUCAGCAAAGUUUGAGAGUAAAACAUUUUGAAUAUGCAGCUUGAAUUGCUUGUAGCAUAUUUAAAAGUACCACAACUGUAUUGUUAAUGUGCAUUUGUGUGUGUAUGUGUGUCGAGAUCAUUCACUGUCUAUCUGAGAAUUUCACACACCAAAUAAACAGCAUAAGAGGGUGGAACCCGGUCCAUUUGUUAGUUUGAAGGUUAAUGUUUGUAUCGUUGGAAGAUUUCUCCUACACACUGCAGCGCCAAGUACCAAUCGUUUAAUGGAACAUGACGACAACAGAGAGACCCAGUACUUAAAUUCAGGGCAAAAAGGAGGUCUGCUCACUGUGGUAUAGAGUCAGUCAUCAGCUCCAACCCUUACACUGCUGGGGAGAAAAGAGCAGGGAGACUCCAGGGUGGCAAAUCCAGGAGCCUAUCCCAGGAAACAGAAACAAAUAAGAUAAAAUGUUAAUGUGACAAAACCCGAAAAAAUAAACCUGUUGUUUAUUUAAUACAAAGGUAGUAAAGUGUCUAGUUAAAAAAAUACAAAUACAACCAGGCAGGCAAAAGGUGCCUUAAGAUUUAUAUUCAUGGCACCCUGAUGACAAAAAGUCUUAAUUUGAAACAUUGUUUGAUGAGGAUUAAUGGCUAACAUGGCAAUUAACUGUAAGCAGUGAUAGAUGUAUCAAUGCAUUGAUUGUAUUUUGCCUUUGCCCAUCAUGAGAGAACUUUAACACAUUGCAUCAUUUUUACAUGUUUUAAAUGUAUCACAACUUUUUUGAUAUUUCCCUUCAGUAAUUAUCUGAAAUAGCUGCAAUGAAAUUCCCCUCAUAUCACAGGUUCAUCCUAAAACCUUAUUUUGCCUCCUCAUUUCCCUCACUUGUUUCUCCUCCUUGAGUCUUAGCUUGGAAGUGAGAGGGACGCUCGGACAGAAGAGUCCUCAGGUAUGACACAAGAUAUCCUCCUACCCUAGAGCGUCACUCUCAGACCUCCUCUUGAGGGCAGACCACAGCCUUGUCGCUUGCCACAGGGCUAAACAAACGAAUGGUGCUGAUUAUUAAGAGUAAUUCAUCUCUUUUUAUUCAAAGGAUUUAAUGUGUUAUUUUAAGUCCUCAAUUGUGUUUCCAAUAUCAAGUUUAUAUUUUAAUAAAACAUAAAGUGAUAAUAAUGAUGAUGAUGAUGAUGAAGCAGUGGCUUAAUGGAUCUGUCAUUAUGUUAUUAGAGCUUUGUUUUGUUAAAAUGCAGUUUUAUAUUGGAUGUUGUAGUUACAUUUCUUCCCAAAAAGGAAGACAAAUGUGACCAGAAGAUGUUAAAGGCAUAUUUACUGUAAUCACAUAUUUUCCUUACUAAUAAAAUGUUUGAUCUAGA
This is a messenger RNA of Eleginops maclovinus (Patagonian blennie), 3681 nucleotides long. It is a transcript of the gene slc38a5b, whose product is annotated as solute carrier family 38 member 5b. Bases 610 to 2025 code for a protein of 471 amino acids. The record is from RefSeq and is a predicted model, not a curated record. Lineage: Eukaryota; Metazoa; Chordata; Actinopteri; Perciformes; Eleginopidae. Gene Ontology annotation, biological process: glycine transport; L-histidine transmembrane transport; serine transport. Gene Ontology annotation, molecular function: glycine transmembrane transporter activity; L-glutamine transmembrane transporter activity. The transcript has 16 exons. Gene Ontology annotation, cellular component: plasma membrane.